This is a messenger RNA of Mesocestoides corti, 1887 nucleotides long. NCBI's taxonomy places the organism in Eukaryota, Metazoa, Platyhelminthes, Cestoda, Cyclophyllidea, Mesocestoididae. The record is from the annotation of a GenBank genome assembly.
AUGAGUAAAGCAGAUUGGGGCCGCCCUGGAAUAAUUCCCGGUUUACAUGAAAACGGCGAGAAAAGGCGUCCACCGCCAUCUGGAGCUUCAAGUGGGCUCUUCGGUUUCGUUGCGGAUCCUAACGAUUCCAAAACACCUCCCGGUAUCGGUGAUCAGGGUCCAGUGCCUGAAGCGGACAGUCAACCCCCGGAGAAGCCAAGUAUAGUUGAGGAAUCUUUGCCUUCCAAUGUCGUUUCGCAAAACACCGAGCCAUCUCCACAGGUGACCAGUGACCUUCUUAUCCGUGGUGGAAAGAUAAUGGGUGGUGAACAUAUGUAUGCUGCCGAUAUUCUCGUUAAAAAUGGAAAGAUUAAUGCGAUUGGUGAAAAUUUGCGUGUUGCUCAACAAAUACCAGAAAUCGAUGCUACUAACCUCGUCAUCGGUCCUGGACUGGUGGAUUUUUCGGCAACGAGUCAUGCCUUCAGUAGCAGACUCGGGGCUGAGGGAAUGGCUGAUCCUGCGUUGAUUCGUGAAGCAACAUCUCGGGCUGUAUUAUCUGGGGCCACCACCAUUGUCGAUACGGUGUACACUGACGACGGUCAAUCGCCCCUAAGUGCAAUUGCAGCAUACCUUCAAGCCCUAAAAACUACAUACGUUCACUGCAAUGUGGCAGUAAGAGCAGGCAUUCGUCAUUUAACAAUCAGUAGCAUCUCCGAUAUUGAAACACUCGCAAAGCGACACCAUGUCAAAUCAUUUCUGCUUGCCAUCUCAGAAAAUGAUCAAAUUCUCUGCGAAAACGGAAGCCCAGAAAGUACAGUACUCUACGGCGUUCUGUGCGCUUGCCGCGGGCUUGGGAUCUUACCCACAAUUGGUCUCGACAAAAUAACUGGAUCAUGGAUUCCCCAAUCAGAAGGCGAUCCUGAAUUGCGCCUAGCUUCAAUCGCCAUUAAAAUUGCCAAGCUUGCUGGAUGCCCAAUCAUUUUAUCCCCGGUACGGUGCACGUCGGUCAUGCACAAAAUCUAUACUUCACAACAUGACAACCAGCCACUCUUUAUUUACGCUGAUGUAGCAGCUGAGGCCUUCCAUCAAGCCGUAAGUUGCGACAAAGAUGCCCUGCAUGGCUUGGCACCGUACAUCGGUGCUGACAAAAAUGUCGUACUCUCCAGUGGCGAAUCGUUCAUUUUGCCAAAUCAGCCAAACCCACCCGGUGGCUCAUGGACACAGCAGAUCUAUCAGAACAUUGUGAAAUGUGGCUGGGCUAAUGACCGCCACGUAACUGAAGCAAGCAGCAAACGGCCGGCUCAACUAGCAGGACUCUACCCUCACAAGGGCCACCUAACAAUCGGUGCAGACGCAGAUUUGGUGUUGUGGCCAGAAAACGACCGAAAUAAACCCGUUUUCACAGUGGUUGGUGGCAGAAUCGCUGUGCAGUAUAGCCAGCUGCGCAAUUCAACGCCGCGAGAUCGCGAGAACGGCAACGCUAUCAAGGCUGGCUACAUUGUGUCCGAACAAGGCCCAUGUGAUUCCCUGACCGCCAUCCAAGACAUGGUAGGUAGUUUUAGAGAUAAUCACACCGAGGUCGGUCACGUCGAAAUCAGCAAACGCAGCUCGGAAUACUCGCUAAAUCCCAUGUUUGUUAGCACACUGUUGUACAACCGGUGUGUGUAUUUGAAGAUUAAGGAACUGGGAAAAGCUCUUCAAACGACACUGUCUGCUCCACCCUCCACACCACCACAGCCACCACCCGCACCACCUUCGGAAAAGGCGAUCAACAAGGCAGAGAAUGACAGACUCGGUCCCUCAGGCGACGUCGCUGCGGCCGGCUUGCCGACCAGAGACCUGCGCUCCAUUGCAAGCCAAUACAAACGAGAUUCACUCGCAUCCACUUUCAAGCUCACGGGUAUGUGA